Molecule: messenger RNA, 3604 nt
Organism: Syngnathus typhle (broad-nosed pipefish)
Lineage: Eukaryota; Metazoa; Chordata; Actinopteri; Syngnathiformes; Syngnathidae
Gene: scn2b
Product: sodium channel, voltage-gated, type II, beta
Exons: 6
Coding region: 67-729 (220 amino acids)
Cellular component (GO): membrane
Source: RefSeq, a predicted model, not a curated record
CCUUUUUGCAUUCAUAUAAUUUUUUCCAAAGGUGUAAAAACGUGCGUGUUUCCACAAGCGGCGGUCAUGUGUCUCAGUGCGCUGGAAGAAAAAAGAUCUGACGUUCGGCUACGGCUGUUGUCGGUGAUGGUGAUGCUCUCAGUCUCCGGUUGUUCAAGCAUGGACGUUAUUGUGACCAGUAAAAUCAACGUGAUGAAUGGGUCGGAUAUCAAAAUCCCAUGCACAUUCACUUCUUGUUAUAAAAUAGACACAAACAAGUUUGUCAUGAACUGGACCUACCAUGAAUCAAUCAAUGAUACGGAACAAAUGUUUAUGGCAUACUACCGGAAGAAAGGAAUGGUGGCUUUGCUUCCAGAGCGAUUUGGAGAAAGGGUGCUGUUUGCAGGAAACCUGGAAAAAAAUGACCUGUCAAUCACCCUAUUAGACGUCCAGGAGGAAGAUGAAGGGAUUUACAACUGUUAUGUGAUAAAUCUUCCGGACCGCAUACAUGGACAUGGGGUCAUAAGACUUAAGGUUUUUACUGAACUUCCCCCACCGAGAGACUCAACAAUUGCCGUUGCCAUUGGUGCAUCAGUGGGCGGAGCACUUGCUCUCCUUAUCCUUUCCAUGGUGGUUGUGAAAUUUCUCCGUCAUCAUCUCAAACAGGAUCUGACUUCAGAAGAGAAGAUGGAGGAGGAGGGGAAAUUAGAGGCUGAAGGUGCCACAGAGGAAGGAACAAAACAACCUUAAAUGGGCCGCCAGAACAAACUAGUCGCCCGCAGAGCUGUCAACCCAGCACCUCCACUGAAGAUAUGCUUCAUCUUUCUUCUGUCCGUAAGAACCACACUGACUGAUUGACCACCAAGUGCAUCUGUUCCCUCUGCAUGUUUGUGUGUUUCGGUGGACAAGAGUGUGUUUUUAACGUGUGUCUUUAAGAAAGAGCGAGAGAUGUGUGUUUGUCUCUUUACAGACAGCAAUUAUAUCUACGCAUAGCUUAACUACUGCUAUGUUAUUAAUGUCAAUCUAUCAAAAGAAUAAAUUUGUUAUAGAGGUUACAGCUGGAAGAUAUGACCUCACAGGUAAGAAGAAACUACAAAGAAAAUUUGUUUGCUACAAUAUUGUACUGUAUUGACCAAAGUAUUGAGAUAUCGGAAAGGAAAUAUGGAUUUUUCUGCCUCUGUGUUUUGCAUAAAUAUACCUUUCUAAUGAGAUGUUUGAGUUUCCUGAUCUUGCAAAAUCUCCAUUCCAGGUGUUUGAUAGGGUGAAGGCCAGGGCUGUCACGUUCUCCCACACCUAAAUCAUCCAAUUUCUUUUAAAUGAACCACAUGCGGUUCUUUCCUCCUUCAGUUGUGGAUCUGUAAUGUUGGAAAAUAGAUCAUUAGUAUUUGUUUCAAUUAGUUUCUUUGUUUUUCUAUUUCUAAAUGUUCCGAUUAUGGUAUAACACACUACUCAUGCUCAAAAUAUUCAUCAAAAGCGCUGAUAUUGUGACACCUUGUGUGUGUGGUACCUAUCUUGUGUCGAUAUCAUGCAUUUGAAUACAAUGCUGUCAGAUUCCUAAUGGCUUUCUUAAUUAAUGGCAUAGAAUAUGUAAUAUUUGCAAACCACAUUCUAAAGCACUUGAACCAAAAUCAAUUUUAUUGCAUCAAGCAUAACCAAAUUAGAAUAUAUAAAAUAAUUAAUUGACUAAUUAAAUAUGUAAAAUAAGAAGCUUAUACUAAUAGCGCAUCACAGUGGUUUUCACUGUGCACACUGGUGGAGUUUUUGUCCUUUUGACAUUUUCGUAGCGGAGAAGAGCGAUUGCACCUUUGUGGCAGUGAACAACCACUGACUUGAUUCCAAGCUAAUGGAAGUGACUUCUCGUAUUUUCCAUUAAAUUCAGCGCAGGUGAGGCGCGCAGUCUACAUACAUACCUGUUUUUAGCUGCCAGGGGGCGUGUCAUAGAAAACGCCCUUAGUCUGCCAAAAUCAAGCGCAAUCUGCCAAAUUCUAAACUUAAUUGCCCCAGCACAAACAUCAAAAUGUGCCACUUUUUAUCCCGAGCGCACUUGCACUUGUCUAUGAAAAUAGAGCCCCGUGUCUUUAAAUACAUGCACAGUAUACAUUUGGACAGGAUGUAGUCUUCACUAUAAUAAACUAUAAUUUCACUGACUUUGCAAAAUGUUUCUCAGAAUAUUCAUAGCAGAGUUUGAUGUUUAUCUCCAGACACAGUCGCUUUUUCAUUGGGUCAAAGUUUUAUUUGUUUCCAAGGGAGGUUACUAAAUGCCUGUUGUGAUGAAUGCACAAGUUUUUGUUUUUGUUGUUCUAGUGCACGUUCUCUGAUUUUACCUUUGCGUCAGAUACAAAUAUACUCUCAUAUUGUGCUGGUUAUACAAUUGCAUUCAUGCUUCUGUGAUUUAAGGAAAUUGCUACUUCAGACACCAUGUUAAGCUUGUAAUAGUGAGUAAAUCAUCACAUCGGAGUAGGACGUAAGAAGCUCAAAAACAUUGUUAAUUGUAAUGUAUCCAAUCUCAGAAGUUAAACAGAUGCCAGACUUUGUUUUGUUUAGUUUUGCAUUACAACCACGUCAUUAUAUUAAAGCAUGGACACUGUAGUAGACUUAUUGCAUGUUCAUUAACACAUUUCAACAUGUACCAAUGUAAGUUAUGUCAGACCGAGAGACAAACAUGAUUUUAUCUGAGCAUGCUUACCUAAUUGUUUACACUGUGUAGCAAAUGGGCACCUUUCUUCAUAUUGCACUUCUUUUAUUGGGAUAAAAGGAACGUGUUUUUAAAAAGAAAAAUACUGCCUAGAUGUUUCAUAUCAUUUUCUGUAGGUCAAAGAUUAAUAUGAAAGUGUGGUAUAGAAGCAUAGAUCCAAAAACAAGUCCAACCACAAUUGUCUUUUAUAAGGAUUUACAUUCCAAAUGCAGCAAAGCAAACGUCUUUGUCUGUGUGUGUGUGUUUGUGUUUGUUUUUAAAAUACUUUCUUUUAAUUCCUGCCUCAAAGGUCAGGUCACUAUUUUGCACAUUGUCACAUAUUUUACAUCAGUGAUCCUCAACUGGUGGGUCGGGGCCCAAAACUGUGUCGGCGAUCUAUUUUGGGAGGGUCACAUUUGAGAGAAAAAUGGCAUUUGUUUGCUGAUAUUUUACAGAACAGUACUGAGGUAUAUCAAGUCCCCAGGUAGAACAUACAAUUUGCAUAAUUGUCAGAAAAUGUUGUUGAUGUGUGCUCUAUUUACUCCCUACUUUGAAAACAAUUACAGUGCAGCUAUUUGGUUAACAGGUUUCUGUUAACAAUAUGCCAUGCCGAUACUAUGUCAAACUCAUUUGAAAUUGAAUUUGAACAAAUAAAAUACUCUUAGACUUUUAAACAAAAUAAAAAUGCUUCAUUCAUGUUAACUUAUUAAAGUGGGUCAGGACCUUGCAGUGAUAGAAACAUGUGGUUACCAGAGUAUCAACAGUUGAGAACCACUGUUUUUUUAUAUCAUAUUAUAUUUGAGAGCAUGUAAAACAAGCUAUAAAAGAGAAAAGCAUAUAAAAAGUUACAUAAAUUGUUUACUGGAACGUGUAGAUUUGUAAUCAGAACAUGGCAUGGUGAUUGUAUGCUAAGGAUGUAUCCUUAAUUUAAGCACCGUGAAUGUUGAAAAA